AUGGCACCGACACGGAUCCUACAGUGGAAUUGCAACAGGUUCUCGGCAAGGGCAGCGGAGCUCAAGCUCCGCUUCGAAAGAAAUGCGCCACCAGAAAUUCUGCUGCUGCAGGAGACUAAAACACCGGACAUGGCAAUCACCGGCUUCAACGUUUACCUAACUCCGACCAUCAAAUCUAAGCCAAGCUGCAGGGAGAAGAAUCCCAUUGAAAAGAAAGGAUGGGUGGCAGUUUGCGUACUCCAAAACAUACCACAGACGCAGCUAGACACCACUGCACUCUGCUCGGACAAGAGGGAGGUAGUUGCUGUCCGACUAAAGCGAGGUAAACUUAAACUGGUGGUGGCAUCUGUCUACAUAAAGCCCAAUACCACCCUAAAAAAUGGAGAGACGGCAGAAUGGAUCCGAAAGCUAUCCGGGCUGGCGGAUGGAGACCCACUGAUUGUCGGAGGGGACUUUAAUGCACAACACCGCGAAUGGGGAUACGACACCAACACAAAGAAAGGCCGAGACAUCAUCGCAGCCAUGCAAACAGCCGGGCUUGAACUCCGCAAUGAACAAGGGGUCAAGACGCGACUAGCCAAACAACAACGCCAGAAGGACACUACACCAGAUCUCACGUGGGCCACAAAGCGCCUCGACACCCAAUGGACACCAAGGAGGGACACACAGGGCAGCGACCACUACCCCAUCGAGGUCACAGUCACACACCCAAGUGGGCGGAAAGAUAAGGAGCUUCGACCGAUCAUAAAAUGGGACGGAUUCCGGGAGCUAAUUCUAAGCAGCCUGGAGCGGCACGAAGACAUCGAGGAAAGCAUAUGCAAGGCGAUGAAGGAGGCAAGAACCCACGUUAAUGUCAAACAAGGUGAUCCGACACCGGACACCCACCUUCUGAACCUAUGGGCCAGUAGACUACAAGCGUUAACAAGAUUCAGGAGAAGCAGGGCGACGGCGCAUAAGAUCAAGCUCAACAAAGCGACUGCCAUGGCUAUGAAAUACUCCAAAGAGCUAUGCCGGCAUAAAUGGAGAAGCCACUGCGCAUCAUUCAACGCACGUACCGGACUCGGAAAGGCCUGGCGGACCUACAGGGGGAUGAACAAGAACAAACGCAAGAGCCGGAACGCAGCACAGAACCUUGCGCUUCGCCUGAAAAUGACGGAGGAGGAGCUGGCGGUAAAAGAAGGAGCUAAGAGAUGUGGACUAAGGGGCAGAGCACUAAAAUUCAUCAAAGACUUUCUGGCCAAUAGAAGGUUUAAGGUGAAAAUCGGGAACACAAUGGGCCCGGAGACACUCAACAGCAGAGGCGUACCACAGGGGGCAGUGAUAUCGCCCACAUUAUUUAACAUGGUAAUGGCAGAUUUACCAACGAGACUGCGACGCAUUGAAAACCUCGGGUUCACAAUAUACGCGGAUGAUGUCACAUUGUGGACCAAAGGAGGCUCGCUGGGAGACCAGGAGUUCACUAUGCAACGGGGCAUCGACGAAGUUGCAAAGUACUUGGAGGAAGUCGGGAUGGAGCCGUCCCCUGAAAAAACCCAAUACAUGGUCGUUGCGAGACCAAAGGACCACAGAAAAGGGAUUGCACAGCAAGUGCAACUUCAACUCAUGGGAAAAGAACUAGAACGGCGUCCGAGCAUAAAAAUCCUUGGAGUUACAUUUGAAGAAACAGCUGGGAGUACCAAAUGGCUACCCGAGCUGAGGAAGGUAUGGGACCAGGCCCUGAAAUUGAUUUGUAGGACAACGAGUAAAUCGUGGGGGGCGGACGAAAAAGCAAUCCGGACCAUGGCAGAAGCCCUCCUCACAUCCAGAGCGCUCUACUGCUGCAACUGGAUGAACCUCACCAAGGCUCAGUGGAAGCAGAUUGAAAGGCUGAACAAUCAAACCAUGAGAGUGGUAACUGGACUACCGAGAUACACACCCCUCGACGAACUAAGGAAAUAUGCAAGAAUGAACAAGAUAGAGGAGAAAGCAGAGUCACAACAAAUCGCACACUUUCAACGCCUCGAAAGGACUAAACAUGGGCGAAGACUAUUGGAAAUCCUAGGAUACUCCACGGAAGGUAGGCCCCCGAUCGAGGAGGCUUCCCCACCAUGGCAAGACAUAGGCGUAACUGAUCACAAGCCAACAUUCAAGGGACAAGGAACUAAACAGAGAAAAUUCGCAGCCAAGAAACACGUCCAGUGGCUCGCGGAGAACACUGAAUGUAAGGAAAUAAGGUACACGGAUGCCGCGAAGGACGACGGGGCUGCCGCAGCAGCCUUUGUCGACAUUGCGAGGGACAGGACCUGGUCAGAGAAGCUUCCAACGCAGACCUCGGUUAAAGAGGCUGAACUGCGUGCAAUUUUAGCCGCAGCCAAAGAUAUCCGUGAAAGAAUCGACCCAGGUAACAGGGCCUGGAUCUUCACAGACUCUCAGACGGCACUGAAAGCUUGCCGCAGCUGCAGAACGAGAAGCAGAACGGUCAAGAAGAUCAAGAAUAUUGCGGAGGAGCUCAGGAAGAUGGAUUCCAACAUAACGAUCGAGUGGCUACCCGGACACAACGAUAUCCCGGGGAACGAGAGGGCUCACCAGGCCGCAGCGGAGGCAGCUAGCAGCACCAGCUCCGCGCCAGGCCUUACCUCUCGAGUCGAAACGACGAAUGAAAUGUCAAUAGACCCAGAUGAAAUGGCCGAGCAAGCCAAAGAAGGGAGGAAACUGUACCUGAAGGGUCUUCUGCUAACAGAGGAAGACCCGAUACCACUAGGGUACACGAGAUGGGAGACGGUUUGGCUACGGCGAAUCAGGACAGGGACGGCACUAACGCCGGCGAAAAAAGCAUCCUUCGGACUGAAGGACCACGAGGACCCAACGUGCAAGACAUGCACAGAGGGAUCCAUGGCAACGACCAAACACGUGCUCUGGGAAUGCAAAGGCCUGGAAGACUUUAGAGUAGAGUCAUGGGACUCGCUACCUAGCGAGAAAAGGCCCACGAACCUUGAAGACUGGACCCACCCCAAGGGACAGCCGCAGCACAGAAAAGAAAUCCUGGACUCCCUGAUCAGAUACAUCAGGGACUCUGGGGUCCAUCACUUCAUCUAA
Messenger RNA from Ixodes scapularis (black-legged tick), 3075 nucleotides. RefSeq lists its product as uncharacterized. Lineage: Eukaryota; Metazoa; Arthropoda; Arachnida; Ixodida; Ixodidae. Gene Ontology annotation, molecular function: nucleic acid binding; RNA-DNA hybrid ribonuclease activity. The record is from RefSeq and is a predicted model, not a curated record. Bases 1 to 3075 code for a protein of 1024 amino acids. The transcript is spliced from 2 exons.